Messenger RNA from Eruca vesicaria subsp. sativa (arugula), 1554 nucleotides. Lineage: Eukaryota; Viridiplantae; Streptophyta; Magnoliopsida; Brassicales; Brassicaceae. The record is from the annotation of a GenBank genome assembly.
AUGUCUCAAUCAAAUCAUGCCAGUGACGAAGUUACAACACCCUUACUCCAAAAACAAUCUCUUUACGAGAAACUGCAUGCAGUUAAAAUUGAAGCACUCUCAAUGGUUAAAAUAUUUUACCCAUUGGUCUUCACAAGUGUUCUCUUUUACCUUCGCCCCUUUUUCACAAUGAAAUUCCUAGGCUGUAUUGAUUCCAACACUAUCGCUGGUUACUCCCUUGCACUUUCAUUCGCCAACAUGACUGCUUACUCUGUCUUCUCUGGCUUGAUCGUGGGCGCUGAAACCAUCUGCUCACAAGCCAUCGGAGCAAAACGUUAUAACCUCUUUCAUGCAACCAUAUUGCGAGGAUUCAUCCUCCUCCUCUGCACAUCUCUCCCUGUUUUCAUUCUCUGGAUAAAUGUCAAGAAUAUUUUGAUGAUGUUGAAACAAGACGAGGAGCUUGUGUCCAUAGCUUACAUCUAUACCCUUUACUCUACUCCAGAUCUCUUGGCUCAAUCUAUCUUACACCCAUUAAAAGCUUAUCUCCGGACUCAGUCAAAGACUCUGCCUCUGUUAGUCUGCACAGCGAUUGUGGGUGGUUUAUAUUUUGUGAUCACGUCACUCUUGGUGACGUGCCUCAAGUCAGGUGUCAGGACUAUAGCUAUGAGUGUCGUUUUGUCGAAUUUUAUCCUUGUGGCAUUGCUCGCCAUCUACAUCAAAAAACCCCCAAGUAGUGACGAGAAUUCGGAGGAGGAGGAGUCAAAUCAUUUAUUUAGUGUGAGAGAAUGGAAGAAACUGUGUGGUCUCGCGUUACCAAGUGUUGGAUUGGUUUGUGUCGAGUGGUGGUUCUAUGAGAUAAUUACUGUGAUUUGUGGGUUUCUUAAAGAGCCUAAAGUAGCUGUUGCCUCAAUAGGAAUUCUCAUCCAAUUCACUUCUUUUGUUUACAUUUUCCCUCAUUCCUUGAGCUCUGCAGUCUCUACUCGGGUCGGAAAUGAGCUAGGUUCGAACCGGCCACAGGGAGCGAGAAAAGCAGCCAUCGUCGGACUCGUAAUCAGUAUCAUCAUCGGGAUCAUGGUUCUCACGUUCACGGUCUCUGUCAGAAACAAAUGGGCUACGUUUUUCACGGAUGAUAAAGACGUGAUCAAGCUUACUUCGACGGUUCUGCCUAUAGUUGGCCUUUGCGAGCUAGGAAACUGCCCUCAGACGGUCGCAUGUGGCGUUCUCAAAGGGUCGGCAAGGGCAAAGACUGGAGCUGUUAUUAAUUCGGUGGCGUUUUAUGUGGUUGGUUUGGUUGUAGGAAUUGUUCUGGCGUUUCCGCUUGGGUAUGGAUUAAAGGGACUUUGGCUCGGGAUGCUCGCAGCGCAGAUAACAUGUGGGAUGGGUAUGAUGGUGGUGGUGUAUAGGACUGAUUGGGAACUCGAGGCGGAAAGAGCUAAGGAGCUCACAUCGGUGGAUGCAGGAAGAAGCAACGGUGUUGUCGAGGAUGUGGAGGCUGAGGGGUUGAUAAGUAAGGAGGAACAGAGUACUCUGUUUCUUACCCCAAAGGAUGAAAUAUAUGAUAGCAUGUUGAAUUAA